AUGUUGGUAGAGGAUAUCUCGGAAAAUUUCAUUCACGAAGUGUUGAAAUACCACUGGAGCAUUGGCGAGUCUGAAAGGCAUGACAAGAGCAAAGUACCAAUGUUCAGUGCUUUGCUAUGCAUCAGCCCCAUACGACGCAUGUCCAGUAUGGAAAUUUCUCCCCCAUUUUCAACCUCCAUAACGGCAGCAUCUACUAGAACCAGCACUACUAUCACUACUCCAACCACUACUAAAACCACAACUCCGACCACUACUACCACCACCACUCCAACCACCGUGACAACCACUCUAACCACUACUACCACCACCACUCCAACUACUACUACCACCACCAGUGCAACCACCAUAACAACCACUCCAACCACUACUCCAACCACUACCACCACCACUCCAACCACUACUUCAGCCACUACUACCACCACUCCAACCACCAUGACAACCACUCCAACCACUACUCCAACCACUCAAACCACCAUGACAACUACUCAAACCACGACAUUCACUACUCCAACGACUACUACCACCACUCCAACUACUACUACUGCCACCACUCCAAUGACAGUUUCAGCCACCACAGCUGCUCUGGCCACCCCCAGAACCACAGCGAUUUCAACUACUACCACCACUCCAACUACUGCUACCACCACCAGUGCAACCACCAUAACAACCACUACUCCAACCACUACCACCACCACUCCGACAACCACUCCAACCACUACUUCAGCCAUUACUACCACUACUCCAACAACUACUACCACCACCACUCCAACCACCAUGAUAACCACUCCAACCACUACUCCAACCACUACCACCACCACUCCAACAACCACUCCAACCACUACUUCAGCCAUUACUACCACCACUCCAACCACUACUACCACCACUCCAACCACCAUGACAACCACUCCAACCACUCAAACCACCAUGACAACUACUCAAACCACUACAUUCACUACUCCAACGACUACUACCACCACUCCAACUACUACUACUGCCACCACGCCAACGACAGUUUCAGCCACCACAGCUGCUCUGGACAGCCCCAGAACCACUGCGAUUUUAACUACUACCACCACUCCAACUACUACUACUACCACCACCAGUGCAACCACCAUAACAACCACUCCAACCACUGCUCCAACCACUACCACCACCACUCCAACAACCACUCCAACCACUACUUCAGCCAUUACUACUACCACUCCAACCACUACUACCACCACCACUCCAACCACCAUGACAACAACUCCAACCACUACUCCAACUACUCAAACCACCAAGACAACUACUCAAACCACUACAUUCACCACUCCAACGACUACUACCACCACUCCAACUACUACUACUGCCACCACUCCAAUGACAGUUUCAGCCACAACAGCUGCUCUGGCCACCCCCAGAACCACAGUGAUUUUAAGUACAACCACUGCCACCACUACUCCUCCAACCACUGCUACCACCACAGCUACUCUGACCAGCACCAAAUCUCCAGCCAUCACACAUGCUGUGACUACCACCAGCACCACUGCUAUUACCAACACUGUUGCACCAGCCACCACUUCAGCUAGUCUGACCACUAACAAAGCCCUUACAACCACCACCCCUGGUCCAACAACCACCACCAAAACCACUGCACCACCCAGCAUGACCACAGCUGCUCUGAGCACUCUUAUAACCACUAGCACAGUUUAUCCAAACACCACUGCUCCUCCAACCACCACUAGCACCACUGCUCUGACCACUAUCACUGCUCCAACUACCACCACUUUCCCAAAUACCACCAUUACUGCUGCUUUAUCUACCACCACUGAAGUACUAACCACCAGCUCCAAUGCUCCGAUCAUAACCUCUGCUCUCCCCACCAUUGCUGCUCUGACCACAAGCACUGCCCCAAUCACCACUGCAGCACCUUCCACCACUGCUGACCAAAAUAUUAGUAAAGCUGCUCAAUCCCCCACCACUGUUUUUCCAACUACCACCACAAUUGCUCCAACCAUCACCACUGCUGCUCAAACCACCUCCACUGCUUCUGUACUGAUCACUAGCAUAACUCCUCCAACCACCACUGAUGCUCCAACCACUGAACCUAGUUUGAUCACCACCACUGUACCAACUACCAGCACCACUUCUCCGGCCACUACCACAGCUCCAACAACCACGACCGCUGCUCCAGCCACAACUGCUUCUUUGUCCACCACCAAUUCUGAUGCUCCAAUAACUGCUGCUCUGAACACUAGCACUUCUUUUCCAACAGCUACCACUACUGCUCCAACCAUAAUUGCCACUCCAACCACUAGCACAGCUGCUCAAAUCACCACCGCUGACCUGACCAAACCUGCUGCAUCAACCACCAGCACCACUGCAGCUCUGACCCCUUCUACCUGUGAAGAAAUCUGCACUGAAGAGAACAUAACGAUUACAGCAGUGAGAUCUACCAGUAUAUUAAGUACUCAUAUUUUUGCACAAUUAGUAAAUAAUAAAGUGGUAAAAAGCCUAGAAGUAAAUGAAAGCUACACUAUUAAUGUUGAGAUAAAGACUAUCAGUGCUAGUAAAAUUAAAAUUAAAACUACACACUCUAUCCUUCCUACAUCAAUCCUAAUUCAUGUUGGUGAUGGAGAACAUAUUACUGACCAUACUGAUACUCUGAUUACAAUGACUGAAACCACAAGUCCAAACACAGAAAAGUUUUAUCCAGAGGCAUAUUGUAGUAAUCCAGCCAAGAUUGACUCAGUCACAGAGACAUCUUACAAUGCUGAAAAUUCUUGCUCCAAGUUUACCAAAACAACCAUAACAACUGAGGAAGUCAUUGUGCUGGGUCCUGAUGGAUUUCCCAAAAUUUGCACUCAUUAUUAA
Molecule: messenger RNA, 2853 nt
Organism: Pseudophryne corroboree (corroboree frog)
Lineage: Eukaryota; Metazoa; Chordata; Amphibia; Anura; Myobatrachidae
Product: mucin-2-like
Exons: 3
Coding region: 1-2853 (950 amino acids)
Source: RefSeq, a predicted model, not a curated record